CUCCGUUCUUCUCUUCGUCUUCGUCGUCGUCCUUUACUCCUCAUACAUACAAGCACUACAUCAAUCUCAACAAUCUCGGUCCUCUACCAUCCAACCCUUACUACUAUAAGAACAACCAUACACAAAAUGGAACCACACAAUCCAACCAUGAACCAAACACUGGCACAGCCCAUGAAUCAAACUAUAAACAACAAUCACCAAGUCCAAACCCAAAUCCAACCUCAAACUCAACCCCAACCCCAACCCCAAAUCCAACCCGGACCCGAAAUCCACCUCAUCCCCUACCCACCCCAAGCCCAAUUUCAAGACCAGCACCACCAAACCGAAGUCCUCCUGCACAUCGACGCCGCCAACAACCACCCAAUCUGCAUCCUAUCCAACAACUCGCAACCCACAACAACCACAAUCGACCCCGCCAACAUAAUCACCAACCCAACCUCCUACAUCUUCGCCUUCCGCGAUCCCCACUCCCUCUACCACGCCUUCACCAACCAAACCAUCUACACCCUCCUGACCCGACACGCGCACUACAUCCGACUCUACCUCCUCCACGGCCUGCAAAUCGGCUACCUCCCAUGCUCCCCACACCCACUGCCCUUCUCAUCCCAGAACCGGGACAGUUUAUUCUUCUUCGACUGCGCCACUGACCCCAACAUGCACUACAUCACCCCGCCCCGCCUCCCCUGCAUGCCCAGCACCACCCACCCCGUGCUCCUGAACAACGAUUGCAAUAAUAUCUGCGCGAUCUCGUGGCCGGGCUUUGAUAGGUUCAUGGGGAAUUGGCGCGUCGCGUGCAGGGCGAUUCCCCGCGGCCAUGAUGUCUGGUAUAUGGUCUUUAAUUUGGCGUCGAGGGGUGGGUGGGUGCCUCUGGGUGUGGGUAGGUCGUUGCAGUUGCUUAGUACGGCGGUUUGUGUGAAGGAGAGGGUUAAGGGGAGGUUUCGGUGUGUGGUGGAUGGGUGUGCUAGGGGGGUGGUGGAGAGGUUUGAUGGGUUUUUGGCGGCCAAUGUGGCGAGUUUGGGGUGGGCGGUUGUGGGGGAUGAAGAGAUGGUGGAGGUUAAGGGUGAUGGUAGUGCUGGUGGUGCUGGAGGAGGAGGAGGAGGAGGAGGAGGAGGAGGGGUGAUUGUUCAUGCUGGUGAGUGCGUGGUGAUUGAUGAUUGAUUGAUUGAUAUGUUUCUGGGGGUGGUUGA
This is a messenger RNA of Aspergillus neoniger CBS 115656, 1187 nucleotides long. RefSeq lists its product as uncharacterized. NCBI's taxonomy places the organism in Eukaryota, Fungi, Ascomycota, Eurotiomycetes, Eurotiales, Aspergillaceae. The record is from RefSeq and is a predicted model, not a curated record. The transcript has 2 exons. Bases 127 to 1158 code for a protein of 343 amino acids.